UCUCUCCAAGUUUACUUGGCCUGCAUAUAUUUUCUUCUUCUCUUUUGUGUUUCAUUUUGCCUCUGGCCUGAAAUUUACGCCCAGCACAACGCAAUUAUGGGUACUCAAGUUGAACAAACUGAUCAAAAGGACUACGUGCCCCAAAUUGUAGAUGAACAGCUGAGGAAGCAGAAGGAGAUUGAUGAUUGGCUACCAAUCACUUCUUCAAGGAAUGCAAAAUGGUGGUACGCAGCUUUCCACAAUGUUACUGCCAUGGUUGGAGCUGGCGUCCUCAGUCUUCCUUAUGCCAUGGCAAAUCUUGGAUGGGGUCCUGGUGUAGUGAUACUGGUGCUAUCAUGGACCAUCACUUUUUACACUCUAUGGCAAAUGGUUGAGAUGCAUGAGAUGGUUCCUGGAAAACGGUUUGAUCGAUAUCAUGAGCUGGGACAGCAUGCCUUUGGCGAGAAGUUGGGUCUAUACAUAGUGGUGCCCCAACAGCUCAUCUGUGAAGUUGGCGUCGACAUUGUCUACAUGGUUACUGGAGGAAAAUCACUCCAGAAGGUUCAUGAUUUAGUAUGCAAAGGCUGCAAACCCAUCAAAACAACUUAUUUCAUCAUGAUCUUCGCCUCUGUCCAUUUUGUUCUCGCUCACCUACCUAACUUUAACUCCAUCUCCGGUGUCUCUUUGGCUGCAGCAGUCAUGUCUUUAAGUUAUUCUACCAUCGCGUGGGCAGCUUCCAUCCACAAAGGACUCCAACGAAAUGUGGAAUAUGGCUACACAGCCCCAACUCCAUCGGACACAGUCUUCGGAUUCUUUACUGCUUUAGGUGAUGUAGCUUUUGCAUAUGCCGGCCACAAUGUGGUCUUGGAGAUUCAAGCCACAAUCCCUUCAACACCAGAGAAGCCAUCAAAGGGACCAAUGUGGAAUGGAGUUAUCAUUGCUUAUAUAGUUGUGGCUCUUUGCUACUUCCCAGUUGCACUUGUUGGAUACUAUAUGUUUGGCAAUGGAGUUGAAGACAACAUUCUUAUAUCAUUACAGAAACCCACAUGGUUAAUUGUAAUGGCUAACAUGUUUGUUGUCGUUCAUGUUAUUGGUAGCUAUCAGCUCUAUGCAAUGCCAGUAUUUGAUAUGUUAGAAACUGCGUUGGUAACUAAAUUGCAUUUCAAGCCCAGUACACCACUUCGUUUCAUUACUCGCAAUUUAUAUGUUGCCUUCACAAUGUUUGUUGCCAUCACCUUCCCUUUCUUUGGUGGACUUCUUGGAUUCUUUGGAGGAUUUGCUUUUGCCCCAACAACAUACUUUAUAUGCAUUAUACUCGGUCUCCUGUUAAUGAUUCUAUCACCUAUUGGAGGGUUAAAGAAUAUCAUAGAUAAAGCCAAGGAGUACAAGUUCUACUCUUGACGGAUCUGAGUUGCUACUUUCUGUGAAAUCCUGUCAUGGUUCAGGCGUGUGUAUCAUGGUGGAAUAAGAUGAUAACGGUGAGGCUGAGGCAUACUAAUAAUCAGCCAUCUUUGUUAUCAGUAAGACGUCUCUUGAGCAUUUGUUACAUUGCUUGUGUCUGGAGUUGGACGGCGCCAAGGAAAAUCUCCUUGAGGCUUUUACAGUAUAUUCUUUUCUUGUGUCUUCACUGCAUGUGUUAAUGUGCAUCGCUAUGUUCCAGACUUUGGUCACUGCAUUAAAGUGUUUAUACAGACGUGUUACAAUGUAUAUUACUACUUCAGUAUUACGCUGGCAUUUAGUUAACAAAUUUUUCUGGGUUCUAAUAUUAGUAGUGUAA
Molecule: messenger RNA, 1756 nt
Organism: Pistacia vera
Lineage: Eukaryota; Viridiplantae; Streptophyta; Magnoliopsida; Sapindales; Anacardiaceae
Product: lysine histidine transporter 1-like
Exons: 7
Coding region: 97-1380 (427 amino acids)
Cellular component (GO): plasma membrane
Source: RefSeq, a predicted model, not a curated record